Myzus persicae (green peach aphid) is the source of this 1525-nucleotide messenger RNA. RefSeq names its product zinc finger MYM-type protein 1-like. Gene Ontology annotation, molecular function: protein dimerization activity. The annotation marks the transcript as partial. NCBI's taxonomy places the organism in Eukaryota, Metazoa, Arthropoda, Insecta, Hemiptera, Aphididae. The transcript is spliced from 5 exons. The record is from RefSeq and is a predicted model, not a curated record.
AUCCUACAAGCAAGAGCAGUUAUCACUUUGUAUUCGGUAUGUUAAGGACUUGGAAGUAAAUGAGCGAUUUAUUUGUUUUAUGGAUGUUUCAAGUGGCAGAGGAGCAUCACAUUUAGCUAGUACAAUUUUGACUGCAAUUGAAAAGUAUAAUAUUCAUAAAAUACCAUUAGUAGCUCAAUCUUAUGACGGAGCUAAUGUAAUGUCAGGGUCAGUAUCUGGAGUUCAACAAAAAAUUCGAGAACACUAUCCAGAGGCAGUAUAUAUUCAUUGUUUAGCUCAUAAACUAAAUUUAGUUGUUUGUAAUACUUGCAGUAGUAUCAAGGAAGUAAGAAAUUUCUUUAAUACUCUUGAAGCUAUAUACGUUCACUUUUCUCAACCUGGUAUUAAUAAUGAACUGACUAAUUUGUUAUCUGAAAUGAAAAUUAAACCAUUAUCUAUCACGAGAUUGUGUGAAACAAGAUGGGCCUGUCGCUUCAAAAAUUGUGAUGCUGUAUUAAACAAUUUUGGUGCGAUAAUUAGCAUUUUAGUAAGAGAAGUUGACGAAGGUUUAAAUAGAGAUGUGCCACAAGCAAUUGGUCUCUUGAACAUGAUGAAAACCCCAACAUUUGUAUUUCAUCUAUUUAUAUUCCAUGAAGUAUUGAAAAUAAUAAAUAUACUGAGUAAGCAGUUGCAGCAAAAAAAUACUAAUUUGAGCAAUGCUACAAAUACCAUAAAUGGAGUGAUAAAAACAUUUGAAGAAAUGAGAAAUAUUGAUCACUUUUCUGGAAUUUGGGAUAAAAUUUCAAAUUUUGCAUCUAAAAAUGAUAUUUCACUUGAUAUUCCAAAAAAAUCAAAAAGACAGCGUACUGAACCUUAUCAUUUAAGAGACUUUGAUGUUACUGUUGCUACUGGUGCAGAACAACAGCUACCAAUUCAAUGUACAGAAACCGUAGACAAACAAAUUCAAAACUAUUGGCGUAAUCAUUUUUACAACCCUAUUGUUGAUACCAUUUUAAGUCAUUUAAAAUUAAGAUUUUCCGAAGAAUCGCAAGAAUUAGCCCAAGCAACAGAGAGUUUUAUAAGUCUUGACUUUACCAAUUCAUUAUAUUUUAUUAACCAUUACAAGGAUUUGUUUUCAAUAAACAUGGAGUGUUUAAAGUCGGAAAUGACAGUUGCUAGAAAUUGUGCAAUUCAACUUAGUAACAAAUUUGGCUUAAAAGAGCUAAAACAGGUAAUCAGUAAGACUGUUUAUCCAAAUCUGUUCAAGCUACUUCAAGUUGCCUUAGUUUUGCCGAUAUCAUCUGCUUCUUGUGAAAGAAGCUUUUCUGCAAUGAGAAGAAUAAAAUCUUGGACACGUACCACGAUGGGUCAGGAAAGACUAUCUGACUUAUCGAUAAUUCAUAUUGAGAGCGAUCUAGUCAUUGAUAAAGACAUCAUUUUAAAUAAGUUUGCUGAAAAUAAGCGCACGUUGCCUUUACAUUUUUAAUAAAUAAAUAAUAAUAAUAAAAUGUUUAGUUGUGUUUGUUUGAUUUUUAUUUUAUAUUUU